CCGUUCGAUUGGAAUUCUCUCUUCCAUGUGCCUCAACCCAUCAUCAGCCACCGCUAUCUGUACAGGUAGUUAACAGCCAAAGAUGGCCGACAAACUCCGUACCCAGCAAGAACUCGAGCGGCUCCAGGCCAAGUACGUCGGCACCGGUCACCCAGACACGACGAGCUGGGAGUGGAAGACCAACAUCCACCGCGACACAUACUCGAGUAUCGCCGGACACCCACCGCUUCUGUCGUACAUCGCACUUGCAGAGAACGAGCCGGUAGCAAAAGUUCGCAGCCGGAUGAUUCGUAAGAUGCUACAACCCGUCGGUCCCCCGCCGCCCCGGGAAGGUGACGAGAUCUUCGUCCCACCGCGACAGAACGGAUCAUGAGUGCAUGUUAGAUUGUGCUGGAGACGAGACACACUGAAUCCAAAGAUUGGGGCAGGCCAGACAGGGGCAGGCCAGACAGGGGCAGGCCAAGGAAAGCCGAGAGUUGGUUACAGUUGAUGGAAUCGAGAUGGCAUGCGUGUGCCGCAAUGCGGUUGACCGUCGCGGUCAAUGGGUC
Molecule: messenger RNA, 548 nt
Organism: Chaetomium strumarium
Lineage: Eukaryota; Fungi; Ascomycota; Sordariomycetes; Sordariales; Chaetomiaceae
Product: splicing factor 3B subunit 5/RDS3 complex subunit 10
Exons: 3
Coding region: 83-373 (96 amino acids)
Biological process (GO): mRNA splicing, via spliceosome
Cellular component (GO): U2 snRNP; precatalytic spliceosome
Source: RefSeq, a predicted model, not a curated record